Molecule: messenger RNA, 3679 nt
Organism: Oreochromis niloticus (Nile tilapia)
Lineage: Eukaryota; Metazoa; Chordata; Actinopteri; Cichliformes; Cichlidae
Gene: tsen34
Product: TSEN34 tRNA splicing endonuclease subunit
Exons: 6
Coding region: 2330-3202 (290 amino acids)
Biological process (GO): tRNA-type intron splice site recognition and cleavage; tRNA splicing, via endonucleolytic cleavage and ligation
Cellular component (GO): tRNA-intron endonuclease complex
Molecular function (GO): nucleic acid binding; tRNA-intron lyase activity
Source: RefSeq, a predicted model, not a curated record
CUGUGUGUGCGUGUGUGUGCGUGCGGUUCAUCCACAGCAGCAAUCCCAGCGACAGCUCAGGCAUCAUGUUCUCUGUCAUACGUGUGCUGUUCCUGCCUGUAUGUAUAUGAGCCGGCCAUCAUCACCAGUUCUUUGAUAGAAUGUAAUAAAAAUCACUCAGAACUCAGACGUGUGGAAAAAUGGUGUGUGUGUUGGAUGUAGAUGCUGAUGUUCCUUCUGUGGUCGGGAUUAGAAGCUGCACCGCUUCCGUCCAUCCAACAGUUACCAGUUUGGGACUCACAGUAACGUUUGCUCCCAGCAGCACAGCAAAGCCGAUCGUCAGGUUUGUGAGACAGAAGGAAAGAAAAGCAAAGACGCUGUGUCUCAUUUAUCGAGAGCAUCCGCCACAGGACCGCACACGUCUUUGAAACACUACAAACAUCCCAGUUUACUGAAGCAGCAUCUGAUCCACGAGGUUAGCAUCAUAUUUGAGCAGAAGUUCAGUCAAAGUAAAGCCGACAGCCGCUCCUCAGGUCAUGGUCUCCUCCUCUAGGUGGCGCUGGAAAUUGUGUUCAGUAUCACUAAGUGAUUAAAGUGGGCCAGGCGACCUCGGUCCAGCUCCCUGAUCCUCUGUUCAGUUUGCUGAUGGUUUUACACACACGAGCUCCACCAUGAGGGCAGCUCAUCGUUUAUACAGGCAGGUCCACAGGUAUUUGGACGCAGACGGUUUUCUAAUGUUGGACCUGAAACUGAAUCUUCCAGGAAACAGAUGCAGGUGAAGUGCAGACGUUCAGCUUUAACUCAGUGAGUUAAACACAGACUGCAGAAAACUGUGAGGAGCUACAGACUUCCUAACACAACGCCGUCAUUUCAGGGCUCUAAGGUAACUGAAGAUAAGUGAAAAUAAAACGUUCAUUUUUAACACUUGGUUGCAAACCCUCUCCCGACACUGACAGCUCAUGGACGUCACCACGUGCUGCUUUGCUCUUUAAUGCGCUGCCACCUUUACUGCAGCGGCUCAAAGCUGCUGUUUGUUUGUGGACAUUUCUGUCUUCAACCAGUGAAAUGCUCGGUGGCUUCAUCGGUCUCUCCUGCACCGACACAAACCAUCUGCUUCAUUAAGAUGAAAUAAAGUUGUUUAGUCAACGAUAAUCUUUGUUGUAUAACUGCACAACUUUCAUACCAACAUGAUUUGUGUGUUUGUCACCUCAUGUUAAAAUAACACCAAGUGUUUGUUUACAUUUACACCUGUUAUAUUGACUUUAUGUUAAACUGAUAUCAUGAUUUUAUCAGAAGAAUUAUUUAUUCUGUCAAGCUGCUGUUUAACAUGUUUGCAGUGAAUGGAUUUUCUACAUGCUCUAAGAAACACCUUAAAAACAGUAAGACAAUAAACACAAACACUUCUUUAACCAGUUAUCUGUGUGUCCAGCUGCACUUGAACUUAGUGUCUAAUAAACUGAAAAACAGCAGCAGGUGUCCCAGAGUUUACCAAAGGACAGCCCGGUGUCCUCUGGUUGGUCACUGUCGUGCCCUCAGUGGAUCCUUGGGUGUGAAACGAGUGUUUCUGCAUCAAAGCCAAGCUGAGGAACAUUAGGCUGUGUCAGAGUCUGGGCGGCAGUAGUGACACGUCCACAGGACUCCAUCCACUGAAGAGGAGUUCAGCAGUUUCCAAGCAUCGGAUCCAAAAGCCGAAGCUUGAGGUUGGUGUUGUCGACGCGGCGUCUGUGUGGAGUCCAUCUCUGACGACUGAUGUCUUCAAGGAUCAGACAUCAGGUGUGUUUAUCAGAUCAAAACAUGUGUUACAUACUGCCGCCAUCAUCAUCAUCAUCAUCAUCACAGAGCAUUUUUAUAACCACCAAAAACUGUGAUUUAACCCUCUGGAGUCCACGGACGCACCAGCGCGUCCAAACGACCUAUGACCCAUCAUGACCGUUUGCUGUUCUCUGUUCGUGGUCUGUGUUCAUUUUUACUUCUUACGCUGUUCGACUAAAAACACUUUCAGAGGAAAGAGCAGGGAGCUCACGUGACCCGGCAGUUGCGCUGCUUCUUCCGGUCUGAGCGCUCGUGUUUCCGGUCCGCCCUCCUGCCGUCUGUGGAGGACAGCGACAGCCGCAGCAGUUUACGGCAGGUCGGGACCGGGCGCGUGCAGCAGGCGCUCCCUCGAGAGCUCGGUGAUCGGAUCAGCUGACGGACCGGAGAGCCGGAGUGAGCCUCGGAUCGGACCAGGUCAGAGCUCUGUUCCAGGAGGAUCCUGUUCCUAAGCACAUGCAGUCUUCUUCUGGAAUCGCCUCGUCUCUGGUAUUACCUGGAAGAAGGACGUGUCCUUUAAACGUGCCCACAGGUCGUCCUGAUGGAGGCGCUGUCCUGCGGGGAGCAGCGUCUGGGCUCUGAGGAAGAGGAGGCCGCCCCAGCUGUGGGAGUGAGUCUGUGUGACUCCGCCCCGUUGGUGUGGAGGAUGCAGGACCUGAGGGCCGUUAGGGCUCGAGGCCUGGUGGGGGUGCUCCUGGGGUCGCUGCCCCGAACGCCCCGACAGAACGGGCGCCUGGGUCGACCGCUGCUGCUGCUGCCGGAGGAGGAGGGGCUGCUGAUGGAGCGCCGCGCUGCUGCAGCCCUACCAGACCGCUGCCAGCAGGAUGGCGGGGGGGCGGAGCUCCGUCAACAGUACGAGGAGGAGGAGCAGAGGAGCUUUGAGGAGCAGAGCGUCCUCGCACUGGAGGACAGGAAGUCGGCGCUGCUCCGAGCUAUGACAGGUGCAGAGUCCGGCGCUGCGAGUGCAGAUGAAGCCCUGCAGCGCCGCCUGCAGGCUCUGGACCAGAACUUCACCUUCCCGCAGUCAGCAAUGGCGGUCCAGCUGAGCACGGCGAGGGCGGGGCUAAGUUACUGUCCUGAAGCCCGAGCCUUCCUGCAGGCCUACGGGCCAACUGGGGCUGAGCCCCGCUGUGACAUCAGGUACCAGGUGUUCAGAGACCUACGGGGGCGGGGCUUCUACCUAACCUCAGCGGGAAAGUUUGGAGGAGACUUCCUGGUGUAUCCAGGUGACCCUCUGCGGUUCCACGCUCACUUCAUCGCUGUUUGUGUGUCUUUGGAUGAGUCCGUGUGUCUGCUGGACGUCCUCGCCGUGGCUCGUCUGGGAUCCAACGUGAAGAAGACGGUCCUUCUGUGUUCACCGGGGCCGGACGCCAGCGUCUGCUACACGUCGCUUCAGUGGAGUGGGAUAGUUUAAACGCGGGGGACAGGAGAGACGACGCCCGCCGGCCCAUGUUCAGGCGGGUCCGCGUCCUGCGUCUAAAACCUGUUUCUGUAACUCUGAGGCUGAAGAACAACUGCAGGAGGUCAUGUGACUGACAGGGCGGAGCAGGGCCGCGGCCUCUAAAGGACCAGUAAAGCGUGAUGGGUCUGCUCUUUGUUUCUCCGUGGCGAGCGUCACAAACACAGCUCUCUGCAGCUUUCAGACUCAUCCACACGAUUUCUCUGAUGAAGCCUGUCGUGGAGCCGAGUCCAGCUCUGAUCUCCGAGCCGUUCGACAACUUUGUCUUAAAGCAGCGUGCUGGAGGUGAAAGGACCCCGACAAACCCCGCCCACUUCUUUAUUUCUUUUUAUUAGUGACAGUGCGAGGAAACAAAGGACAGCUCUCCUUUUUUCAAAGAGUGUAUUUUCUCAGUGAGUCAUUGUGUUGAAAUAAAAGUGAUGUGGGUAUUGA